UACGAAUGCUAUGCAGAACUCCUGGCCAAAGCAGGAGGUGGGCAGAUUCGACCCCCAACGACGGUGGGAACAAAGGACAAUCUAGCCAUGGUUCCAGUGAGUGGCCCCGAAUUCCCGUGGGGUCCCCCAACUGAGAGGUCCAUGGAGAGAAAUCGACGGGACUUAGCUGCUCAGGAUUGGUACUGGGGUGACGUGUCAAGAGCGGAGGUCAGUGAGAUCAUGAGGGGACAAUCGGACGGUGCCUUUCUCGUGCGCGAUUCAACUCAAUCUGGAAAUGUGAACGCUUUCACGCUAACCGAAAAGCGCAAUUUCAGCACCAUUCUCUUUCGAAUUUUUCAUCGAGGAGAUUCCUUCGACAUAUCAGAUCCACCUUCACCGGGUUUUCCUCUAAUCUCUGACUUGAUUGCAUAUUAUCAGAAGAAAGCACGAUUCGCCAGCCUUGAUGCGCCCUAUCCUCGAUUGAUCUAUCCAGUGAAGCGCAACAGUCCUGAUCUGCUCUCCAGUCUCCUGAUCUCCAGUCCCGAGCAGAUAAUCAAGAUCCUAUUGACUACUCUUCGAUCAGCAUCGGUUGAACUCAAUCGGCGAAAUAUCCUUCGAUCCGAUUUCGAAAAUCAAAUGGAGCAACCCUCUUCACAAUAUUUUUUUGCUGGUCGAUUUGAAUCGUCGAUCGAGCGACUUGAUGCACGAAAUGGGCGUGACUUCCUCUCAAGCCCGGGCGCUUGGCCGAGCUCAGGAUUGGCUCGUAAAGACCAACUCCAUCUUCUCUCACAACAGAUCAAACCACGGUACUUCCAGGUAUAA
This is a messenger RNA of Rodentolepis nana, 801 nucleotides long. Lineage: Eukaryota; Metazoa; Platyhelminthes; Cestoda; Cyclophyllidea; Hymenolepididae. The record is from the annotation of a GenBank genome assembly.